UUUCUUCCUUCCGUUCUUCGUCUUCUCUGCAACUCCAACAUUUUUUCCCCAUAACCACAAAAAUUAAUUAAAAAAGGCUUUAGGUUAAAAUGUGCUAAUUAGAAAAGAAAAAAAAGAGAAGAAAUAAAUAUAAAAAAAGAACGAGGUUCAAAUGGCAAAUUGGAUCUCCUCCAAGCUCAAAGUUGCUGAAACUCUCCUUCAACAGAUCGAUCAGCAAGCGGCGGAGUCGCUUAAGAAGAAUGAGAAGCCACUUUCUGAUGAGAUUAAAAUUGAUACUCCGACGAAAACAGGUGGGGUUGUGUCUUUAAAGGAUCAAUUGAAAAAGAAACCACAAGAGAAUUAUGAUUAUCAAGGGAAAUUAUUCAGUGAUCAAAAUGCUAAAGUAUCUAGUAAUGAUGAUAGUAAUAGUAAUAAGGCAGUUAAUGUUCCAAAUCUGGACAAAGAGGUUUCGAGUUCGAAAGCUUCCGUGAAACGUAAGACUUCGCUUACAGAUAGUGAUUGGACUGAACUUCUUAGUACACCAAGUCAUGGAACCGGUUCUUUGGGGAACACUCGUGGUAAUGUGGUGUCUGGGAUUCGGGGAUUGGGGAAGGAUGCACGGAGGAAAGGAAAAUUAGGGUCUAAUUCGUUGUCGUUGGAAAGGAAGAAGAAUGAGAAAAGCGAUGUUAGUGCUAGCAAGUCUGUGAGGAGAUCAGAUAUUGUUUCUGGAAAUAAGUUGAAUGGGAAGCCAAAUGAAGGUGAAGAAUCGAGCUCUUCAGGGCGUGCUUCUAAUAAUAGCAUUGAUAUACAGAAUGAUGGUAAGACUUUGGAAGGGUUGAAAUUGAAUCACGAGGUCACUGAUUCAAUCUCUAUGGUGAAACUGAAAGAUGACAUGGAUGAAGAAAAUGGUUGGCAAUUGGAUUCUGGAGACCUUCUGUCUGAUGCUGAAGGGUUGUCACGAUCUGUAAGCAAGAACCAUUUGCCUCCAAACAUGCCGGAAUUGGGAAAUACUGACGGGGUACCUGAUGUGAAAAUAGGAAUGCCUGAUGCUCACGAUCAGUUGGUAACUACUGUAAGUGAGAAAUCCAAGUCCACCGGUUCAUCCAGAAGUUUAGUCUCCAAUGAUGUGAAAAGGACCUCUCAGCCAACAAGUGAUGGAAGCUCUGAUUCAGAUUCUGAUUCUGAUUCUUCGUCUGGCUCUGAAAGUGAACUUGAGAGGGAGGAAAGGAGGAGGAGGAAGCAGAGGAUUUUGGCUGAGCGAGCAGCAGCCAAAGCUAUUGAAGCUAUCAAAGAACGAGAGAAUAUGAUUGCGAAAUUAGAGGGAGAGAAGCAGAGCUUAGAGAAAAUACUUGAGGAAAGAGCCAAACAACAAGCAAAAGAGGCUUCAGAGCUACAGACAACUAUGAUGGAAAUGAUGGAAGCUGUUGAGCUAGAAAAGCAGAAACAUAAUAAUACUAGAAUGGAAGCCCUCCAGCGAUUAGCAAAGCUAGAGACCAGAAAUGCUGAUCUUGCAAGAUCACUUGCUACUGCACAGAAGAAACUUGAAGUAGAGAUUAAUCAGAUAGCAGAUCUCCGACAACAGAUAGAGUUGAAAGAAACAGCCCAUGAAGAACUGAAGAGGAGGAUCUCUAGUAGUUAUCAGAGCGGAACUUAUCCAAACCAAUUAGCCGCUUCGAAGGGAAUUGAAUUCGAAUGUGAAAUACUUGAGGCCGAGUACUGUCUUGUCAUUGAUAAAAUUGGACGGCUGCAGGGCAAGGCAAAACAACUGGAAGCAAGCAUUGAAUUGACAAGGAAAGAAAUGGAGGACCCAACAGAAGUAGAAGUUGAGCUUAACCGAAGGCUCGGACAGCUAACUGAUCGCUUAAUUCAGAAACAAGCCCAGGUUGAAUCUCUCUCUUCCGAGAAGGCAACAUUAACGUUCAGAAUUGAGGCAGUUUUGAGGAUGCUGGAUGAGAACAGUUCCGUGAAUACAAGCGAUGCAGCAUCAAGCGAUUUGGAAUCUGGAACAUGGGAUCUUUCCGAUUCGAAGUUGAAGCCUCUAUUCAAGGACAAAAUCCGUUCAGGCAAAAAACAACUCGGAUCUAUAGUGAAGCAGUUAGAUGCUAUAUUCGUGGCCGGUGCAAUAUUCCUAAGAAGAAAUGCUGCAGCAAAACUCUGGUCUCUGGUCUACUUGGUAUGCCUUCACUUUUGGGUCUUGUAUAUUCUGAUGACACAUUCCCAACCGUCGGACGAAGGCCGAUCUGGUGCUGUCAUGUCCUUGGAAAACAUCAACAACACUGCAAGCGGGUAAAUUUGCCGUUUAAUGUAUUGAUUGCCAUUUCUUGGCCUUAAAAACAUUUUGAGAGGUCGUAAUUUAUAUAUUUGUGCAGUGUUUUUGUUCCCCCUAUGAAAAUCACAAACAGAUUUGUUGCGAGUUAGAAGCACUAUUAUUCGAAACUAUUAGUGAGAAAUAUACAUGCUUUUACAUUC
Molecule: messenger RNA, 2448 nt
Organism: Gossypium raimondii (Peruvian cotton)
Lineage: Eukaryota; Viridiplantae; Streptophyta; Magnoliopsida; Malvales; Malvaceae
Product: golgin candidate 2
Exons: 10
Coding region: 152-2269 (705 amino acids)
Biological process (GO): Golgi organization; retrograde transport, vesicle recycling within Golgi
Cellular component (GO): Golgi membrane; Golgi cisterna
Source: RefSeq, a predicted model, not a curated record